AUGGUUCCAAAACUCAUAUACGAUGAUAGCUAUAAUGAUAUCGAGUAUGGAAGAUUUUCGCGGUUUGUCAACAGAUCUUUGCUUAUGCACGAACCCCCUGUUAUAGAAGCUUUGCAUUUCAAGCUUGUUAACAUCUGUGGUACUGGAGAUAUCCAAGUGUGGAUCAGAGCUGUUGAUAAACGCCGUGUGCGUGAGCUGAAUAUCGAGAUUGGUACUUUUUCUAGUAAUACAACUCCAAUCACACUUCCUAGGAGCUUGUAUACAUGCUGCAGAAUGCUUGUGACUUUGAAACUACGUAACGUGGUUCUUGUGGAUGAUAUCACCACCCCAAUUUCUUUCCCAGUCCUCAAAAACCUCAGUCUUAGAUUGAUCAGGUACCCAAGUGAUUUAUUUCUCAGCAGUCUUUUAUCCAGUUGUUCUGUUCUUGAAGACCUGUUUUUGGAGCAAUGUGGAGAUGACAAUAUUAGCGUUUUGAGUGUAAGAGUGCCUUCUCUUAAGAGUUUAGUCUUGCGUAGACUAGAAAACAAAUUUAAUAACGAUGUUCAUAGCUAUGUGAUAGAUGCUCCUUCUUUGGAGCGUGUGGAAAUUUCUGAUUUUUCCCGUGGGCCCUGUUCCGUUGAGAGUAAUAUGACUAAGAUUGUGGACGCAGAGCUUUCCAAUAGUAAAUGGGAUCCUUGGAAGACGUUCAUGUGUUCUAUUAUUUCAGCCAAGCGUCUUUAUCUGUGUCUACCAACCUCAAAGGAUGUGUAUCCUGCUGGCAGCGUCUUCUACAAUCUUGUACACUUAAAGAUGUGCACAUGUGAGACAGAAUGGGUGAAUCUACUUAUUCGUGUGCUCAGAGAUUCUCCUAAACUACGAACUCUCAAACUUGCAGAGUGCGCAUUCCUUGUAUCUCAGUGCCAUGAAUUUCGGCGUCGUGAGCCGUGCCCUUACUGGGAUGAAACGAGCUUGGUGUCUGAAUAUUUGUUAUCAAGUCUUGAAACUUUCGAGUGGGUAGAUUAUAAAGGAACAAAAGCAGAGAAAGAAGUAGUAGCGUUCAUUUUAAGAGUUUCAAGCUGUUUAAAGAAGGCAACUAUUAUCUCCUCUAAUCCAUUACUGACCACAACAAGAAGCUUGAGAUGCUCAAGGAUUUUCCCUUAUCAUCUAGGCGCUCACCAGCCUGUCUUCUUGCAUUCCAGUGGAGUUAUGUUCAAGAAUCAAAGUAACAUUGUUUUUCUGGAUCUGAGAUCUUACAUAAGAUACUAG
This is a messenger RNA of Microthlaspi erraticum, 1245 nucleotides long. Lineage: Eukaryota; Viridiplantae; Streptophyta; Magnoliopsida; Brassicales; Brassicaceae. The record is from the annotation of a GenBank genome assembly.